Molecule: messenger RNA, 1626 nt
Organism: Neohortaea acidophila
Lineage: Eukaryota; Fungi; Ascomycota; Dothideomycetes; Mycosphaerellales; Teratosphaeriaceae
Exons: 2
Coding region: 144-1367 (407 amino acids)
Source: RefSeq, a predicted model, not a curated record
UCUCUUUUUCCGUUGUGGUUGACCCAGUUGCGAAAUCCCCUUCGCACUUUGUCUUUUCUCUCCCUCUUAAGACUGCCAUACACUCGUUCACGGCGUCUUUACCUUCGUUUCCCCAAAGACACAACCCACCACCUAUUACCAUAAUGCGAUCCACCACCGUCUUCCUCACUGCCCUCGUGGCCCUGACCGAGGCUGCUAGCGUCCAGAAAUGUGCCGGUAGCUGUGUCAUCCAGGGCAUUCAGGCCUCGGGCUGCUCGUCCGUCGACAGCCACUGCAUCUGCGCCUCCGACGACUUCCACUCCACCGUCGCCGACUGUGUGCCCAAGGAGUGCCAGACCGACGACCAUGAGUGUAAGCACUGUCGAGCAAGGUCUGUUGAUGUUCCGUUGCUAACGUACCCACAGCUGCCCUGUCAUUCGCACAAGACUUCUGCAACAAGAUCGACCUGGUCAAGCGCGAGGCCCUCCCCGUUGUCAAGCGCGAGGCUGCGCCUGAGCCUGAGGCUGAAGCCGCUCCUCAAUGGAGCUACGGCGGUCAACAAGGAGGUGACGACCACAGCCAAGGCGGAUGGGGAUGGGGAGGAUGGGGAUGGGGCAACGGCGGCUGGGGCGACUGGUGGAACUGGUGGAAGAACCACCCUGAGCAGCACGGCAAGCCUCAGCACGGCCACCACAAGCACCACACCGUCGUCGUCGGCCCGACCAACACCGGCAAGCCCAACCACCACCACCCUCACCCCACACACAAGCCCGCACCCACCCACGUCUCACCGCACCCCAAGCCGACAGGCACUGUCAUCCCUCCGUGGGGACCUCCUGGCUACGGUGGCAACGGUGGUAACGGCGGUUGGGGUGGUCACGGAGGUCACGGCGGUGGAAGCCCCUCUGGCCCGACCAACAACAACGGCAACGGCCACGGCUGGGGCGGCUGGCCUGGCUGGGGUGGACAGCACGGCUGGGGCGGCGGUCACGGCGGCUGGAAGCAGUGAUUCACCUUGCUUGGGGAGUCGCGGAGUUGAGGAGAGCGCAAAUGAUACCCCUAACGGGACGCGGACGAUGUUACAUCUCUCACGUGUGGGAUUCAGAGCGGCGGCUCUUGGGUUUUCGUAUCCGUCUUCACUAUCUUUCAUUACGGCGCCAGACGGGUGGACAGUGUCAUUGCUUAAUCCCUUAUACGCAGCAGUCGCUCAAUGGAAACUCAAAUGUAUACAACUCUCACGAGCUCGCGCUCCCUCAAUCUCCUCCGUUGCUGCUCUCCGCCAAUGCUGCCAUGGGAAAAAACCGUGCAACGCCAGACUGGCUUCCCCGCUCGAGAGUAACGUAAUGCAUCCCCAAGAACACGAAGAGGCGUGCCGGGGAUCCAUCUAGACGCAGCCACUCGGGCUGUCACCAAAGGUCCAGAGGCCCACGAUGCUCGUAAUGGAGGAGGCGCCUUGGCCCGCCCGGCGCCCAACCAAGCAGACUGGACGGCUCAACGAAUCGUCGAUACUCCGGCCGAGAAGAGGAAAAUGACCAUCAACGCGUGCCGGGGUGGUACAGAGGGCCACGCCGCGGGCGGGACGUUGCAUGGGACUCGCGCGGUGCACUGGCAAAGGUCAGGGUCCCGCGCGGCAGCAAUAAGCACCAG